AUGGCCUCCCUACUAAACACUUUCCCACAAUUCUCCCUCCUCCCCGCUGAGCUCCAGCUGCAGAUCUGGGAAUCUGCCGCGGCCACCCAGCCAAGCAUGCACAUGCACAUGUUCGACGUGCAUGCGCCCUCGUCCUCCUCACCGCCACCAACACAGACAACCAACACGGCUGUCAGCAACCCCCUGACCCGGAAGAUCUCCUCCCACCGUCGGUCCCGAAGCCGGUGCUCCUCGUCCGGCAAGGUCCGCAAGCCCUCCGCCUCGCCGCCCCGCAAGCUCAACAGCAACAUCGCCGCCGCCGCCGCAGCCAUGGAGCAGGAGCAGCAACCAGAGGCGGGAGCGGGCGUGUCGAUCCAGGCCUUCGACAUGGCGCCCGAUGCGGCUGCUCACAUGGCCCUCCCCGGAGCACGGCCUUUCACCUCCGAUCCGAGCAUGUACAGGUUCCGCAAUGCCCUUCGAGCCACCUGCACCGACGCCGCGGGCGCCGUCGCCAGGGCCCAGGCCGCCGUACCAGUAUCCGACCGCGCAGUCGUCGAGCUGCCAGGGGGCGGGAGGAUCGCGUACAACAACGCAGCUGACGUGCUGCACCUGCGCUUCCUCACCUCUCCUGUCACGAACCUCAUGGAGCCGGACUCCGAUUCCGCCAUGGACAUCGACACGCCGCUGCCCACCAACACGGCUGGUUCCGCGCCCCUAAGCGCCAUCUUCAGGUCCUGCUGGUCGCGGGAGCUCGCGGCGGCCCUGCACGGCGCGCGGCGUGUGGCCAUCGAUGUGUCGCAGAUCUGGCCCGAACUGGCGGAGCAGCAGCACAGGCUGGUGCAGGAUGUCGUCUUCCUGGUAUGCACGCUGCAGAACGACCUCGAGGUGCUGUACUUGGUCGACUACAGCGCAGGUCGGUACCCACGUGCGGGCGCAGGGAUAGCAAAGGAGCUGAUGGGCAGGGAAGGCGGUUUGUACCGGGCCCUCCACAGCCGCGCUGGCGGGCAGACAGAGGGGGGAGACUGGUGGGAACGCGAGCUGCAGCGAAAGGGGGACGUGAUCCACGGAGCGGACAGGGUAUGGCGGGAGGUGUUUGAUCUCGAGAAGCUGGGUUGGCACGAGCGCCAUCCGGCUUUCGUGUUUGCGGAGAUGUUUGGCGAGGUGGUGAGGCUGCAGCAGGGAAACUGGUUUGGCGAGGGACAGAAGCAGGCUGCGUUCAAGGGGGUGAGGGUGCUGGUUGCUGAAGACAAGUAG
Messenger RNA from Cryphonectria parasitica EP155, 1233 nucleotides. RefSeq lists its product as uncharacterized. The transcript has a single exon. The record is from RefSeq and is a predicted model, not a curated record. Bases 1 to 1233 code for a protein of 410 amino acids. NCBI's taxonomy places the organism in Eukaryota, Fungi, Ascomycota, Sordariomycetes, Diaporthales, Cryphonectriaceae.